GGUGGCUGGAAGAGGCGGGCUCGCUUUGCGGCAGGGCUGGCCUGAUGCAAUCGGCUUGCAACUCCACGUCAGAACCGCAGAGCUGAGCGAGGAACGAGCUGCCGGGUCAGCCGCGCCCAGCCUUCCGGGGGACCCUUUCCCAAAGCCACCAUGUCGGAGAUCAUCCUGGAGAAAACGGACAGGCUGAGCCUGGGAGAGGUUUACGUAUCUGAUCGAGAAGGCUGUGACAGCACUGGUGAUGGGACACAGGAGAAACCUUUCAAAACAGCUUUGCAGGCUUUGAUGUCUACUGGAAAGGAACCAUUUCCUACUAUCUAUGUGGACUCACAAAAAGAAAACCAGAGAUGGGACACUAUCUCCAAGAGCCAACUCAAGAAUGUGAAAAAGCUGUGGCAGAGAGAGCAGCAGAAGAGUGAAGCCAGAGAAAAGAAAGAGGCAGAAGAUUUGUUGCGACGUGAAAAGAACUUGGAGGAAGCAAAGAAAAUUAUCGUUAAGAAAGACCUCAGCCUCCCGGAGCCCAAAUGUGUGAAGAUUCGUACGCUGGAAGCCUACAGAGGCGAGAGAAUAAAGGUGUUUGGUUGGGUCCAUCGAUUGCGUAGGCAGGGGAAAAACUUGAUGUUUAUUGUCUUAAGAGAUGGCACAGGCUUCCUUCAGUGUGUCUUGUCAGAUGAACUGUGCCAAUGUUACAAUGGUGUGGUCCUUUCAACUGAGAGCAGCGUUGCUGUAUAUGGCACCCUCAGUCUGGUUCCUGAAGGCAAGCAGGCUCCAGGAGGUCACGAGCUGAGUUGCGACUACUGGGAACUCAUUGGUCUGGCUCCAGCCGGAGGAGCCGAUAACCUGGUCAAUGAAGAGUCGGAUGUAGAUGUGCAGCUCAACAACCGGCACAUGAUGAUCCGGGGGGAAACCUUGAGCAGAAUCUUAAAGGUGCGCUCCACCGUCAUCCAGUGCUUCCGAGACCACUUCUUUGACCGCGGAUAUUAUGAAAUCACCCCACCAACCCUGGUUCAAACGCAGGUAGAAGGAGGAUCAACCCUCUUCAAAAUGGAUUAUUUUGGCGAGGAAGCUUAUCUGACACAGUCAUCCCAGCUAUAUUUGGAGACCUGCAUCCCAGCCUUGGGGGACACUUUCUGCAUUGCCCAGUCCUACCGAGCAGAACAAUCAAGGACACGCAGGCACCUCUCUGAGUAUACUCACAUUGAAGCGGAGUGCCCUUUCAUGAGCUAUGAAGACCUGCUGAACCGUCUGGAGGAUCUCGUCUGUGAUGUGGUGGAUAGGGUCCUCAAAUCCUCAGUGUCUGACCUAGUGUAUGCCCUCAAUCCGAACUUUGAGCCUCCCAAGCGCCCCUUCAAACGGAUGAACUACACAGAAGCCCUGAUCUGGCUCAAAGAACAUGAGGUGAAAAAGGAAGAUGACACCUACUACGAGUUUGGAGAGGAUAUCCCAGAAGCUCCAGAGAGACAGAUGACCGAUGCUAUUAACGAACCAAUCUUGCUGUGUCGAUUUCCUGCUGAGAUUAAAUCCUUCUACAUGCAGCGCUGCCCCGAGGACGCCCGUCUUACUGAAUCUGUUGAUGUGUUGAUGCCUAAUGUUGGUGAAAUUGUGGGAGGUUCCAUGCGUAUUUGGGACAGUGAAGAGCUACUGGAAGGUUACAAGAGAGAAGGAAUUGAUCCCACCCCUUAUUAUUGGUAUACAGACCAGCGUAAAUAUGGCACAUGUCCUCAUGGUGGUUACGGGUUAGGCCUGGAGCGAUUCCUUACCUGGAUUCUGAACAGACACCAUAUCCGAGAUGUAUGCCUAUACCCUCGCUUCGUUCAGCGAUGCAAACCCUAAUCAAAAGUUUCUUGAUGGACAAAGUCUAUCCAACCUUAAGCAGUUUCCUCCUCAUGGUUUCAUGUCUCUGUCCCACAAAUACGUACAGAUGUUGUUGUUUUUUUCCCAAAUGAAAUUAAUUGCUUUGAAUUGGAAUUUAAAUUCCAGACUACUGAUUCCAGAAAUGUCUUCCCCUCUGAUUGUCUCAACCUGGUUUCACUCUCACGUAUUCUUUUAACAUAUUUAAAAUCAUUGAUUGCCGGUGGAAGCUAGCUGUGGGCUCUACUUCAAGGUCAUAUGAUCUGUAACAACACUUUGUAGCCCUGGGCUCUCAGAAAAGUAAAAAGAAAAAAAAAAUGCAAGGCAUUGCAUAAUUUUUAGUAGGAGCUGAAUUCAGGAUUUGAUAUCGGAUUUGGGGAAAAUAAACAUUAGGAAGCAGACUUUGCUGAUGCCAAUACAAAUAGCAGAUAUAAAUUGUGGCCAAAUAAAAUCCUGUGGGAAAAGGACAAUUUUAGCCCAGUUUUGACCCACUACCUUGGGAUCUUAAAAAUAGUCUAUUGAGCUAUCUUGGUAGCAUUCAGUACUUUCCUACGGAUGACUACUAUUUAAGUUCCAGCAUGGCUCAGGAGAACGGUUUCUGUAUUUUACAGCUAAUUAGCUUGUUUUUCAGGAUCUGUGAAUAUGAGUUACGCUAAACGGUUGAUUCAGAAAAAUACUUGACAUCUUUAUUCCCUCCAAAGGAGCUGGGAACUGGCAAUUGAAGAAAGCUGAAUGUAUUGCUAUUACUUUUGAAAUUUCCUAGUCUGCAAGUACUUGGGCCGAGUUGUACUUAGCUUUCCUUUAAAUGUUUUUACUGACAUAGGACGGUUGAAAUGUAAACUGCCUCUGAGCCACCAAAACAAUUAGGAAAAAAAAAUGUAGAAGGAACAUAGGAGAUUCUGGAUUGCCAGCUCUGGCAGCAUUCUUUGAUGUACGUUUUAUCUCAACUUUACAUGUUUCUGUUAACUGCUGUGUCCCCCUUUCAAGAGCUGCAAUCAAUAAAUUCAGAGCAUUGGAGAGGGGAAAAAAUGUUCCA
Molecule: messenger RNA, 2884 nt
Organism: Pantherophis guttatus
Lineage: Eukaryota; Metazoa; Chordata; Lepidosauria; Squamata; Colubridae
Gene: NARS1
Product: asparaginyl-tRNA synthetase 1
Biological process (GO): asparaginyl-tRNA aminoacylation
Cellular component (GO): cytoplasm
Molecular function (GO): ATP binding; asparagine-tRNA ligase activity; nucleic acid binding
Source: RefSeq, a predicted model, not a curated record